CAUAGCAAAGAACCCCAGAAUGAACUUCCCGCUUUUGCCCACGAUAGAGUAUAAAAACCGUUGCAAUCAGCUUUUCCACCAUCAAUCAGUUUUCAAGUGCCUAUUGAAUACAAAUACGUGAUUGUGUGACAUAUUUGGCCGGCAGUAGCCCCCAGAGUACUAUACGCGUGCGUUUCAUUUGGUUUGCCAAACAAUUGCCCUUUGUCCCAGAGGCCCCAAAUCCGCGGAAAUGGAUCUAGUGAAACUAUUCAGCAUGCUGCUAAUCUGCGCUGCUUUGAUUUUCGUCUGUGAUGCACAGCUCACAUUCACACCUUCCUGGGGAAAACGUGCCGCAAACCCGUUGAGCAUGAACAUGCCGGGUUCGUUUGGCGUACAGGACAGCUGUAAAACCCCGGUGGACUCCCUAAUGGUCAUAUACCGGAUGAUUCAGACCGAAGCGCAAAAAAUACUGGAAUGCAAUCAGAAGUAAAGACCACAAACGGGAUGGACGGCUGUCAUCGAACAACAACAACAGGAAUAACAACCACGACAUCGAUGCCUCCGGCAGCACAGCCAAAGCCAAAAACGCUUCGCUCCGAGCGGAAGCGAUUGUUUUUAUUUUUGCUCCAUUUAUUAAGUUUAAAAUCUGUAGAUAUGUAGAGUUAUCACAUUCGUUCCGUUUGUCCGUGUGGUGCUUUCUUCCUGGGCUAGCACUCGCCGCGCACAUACGACUAAGCGUUCAAAAAUAUAGAUCACAAAGCAAAUGGCAUAAGUGAA
Messenger RNA from Aedes albopictus (Asian tiger mosquito), 756 nucleotides. Its product is annotated as hypertrehalosaemic prohormone. The transcript has 3 exons. The record is from RefSeq and is a predicted model, not a curated record. Bases 230 to 469 code for a protein of 79 amino acids. Gene Ontology annotation, cellular component: extracellular region. NCBI's taxonomy places the organism in Eukaryota, Metazoa, Arthropoda, Insecta, Diptera, Culicidae. Gene Ontology annotation, molecular function: hormone activity.